This is a messenger RNA of Corylus avellana, 465 nucleotides long. The record is from RefSeq and is a predicted model, not a curated record. Lineage: Eukaryota; Viridiplantae; Streptophyta; Magnoliopsida; Fagales; Betulaceae.
AUGCGACACCAGGGCGCGUUUCGUAAUGUGAUCGUGUCGUUUGAUAUGGAGGAUGAGGCCUUUCGUGAAUUGCCUAUGCCUAAGAAUUUGCAAGGAGAACAAGACUCUAGAUUUAUGGUGGCACGACUUGAUGGGUUGCUUGCGCUAUUAUGGCCCGACAUGGGGUUUCACUCCUUGUGGGUGAUGAAAGAGUAUGGAGUAGCGGAAUCUUGGAUUAAGCUGUUCAAUAUUAACAUUGCGCAAGGAUUGCAGGAGGUGUUAGGCUUUACAAAGAAUGGUGAACUUCUACUGAUCCAUUAUGGAUCGUUGAUUUCUUACGAACCUAGCCAACAAACUUGGUAUUUUCACUUUGGCCUAUUUGACUGGUUGUCUUUGGAUACCUAUGUGGAGAGCCUUGUUCUACUGAAUAUAAGCACAAGGUAUUCAUCCAAAAAGAAAGAAAGAAGAAUAUCAACAGAAGGUUAA